Molecule: messenger RNA, 1324 nt
Organism: Pseudomassariella vexata
Lineage: Eukaryota; Fungi; Ascomycota; Sordariomycetes; Amphisphaeriales; Pseudomassariaceae
Product: Elongator complex protein 5
Exons: 3
Coding region: 133-1152 (339 amino acids)
Biological process (GO): tRNA wobble uridine modification
Cellular component (GO): elongator holoenzyme complex; cytosol; nucleus
Molecular function (GO): tRNA binding
Source: RefSeq, a predicted model, not a curated record
CUUCCAAGUUGACCCGAAUUUUGACCUGGCACACAGCAUCUUGUUGUAUACUUCCAGGCCUUCUACCUGCAGACCGACAGCAACCCCAUCUGUCCGGCAGCGAAUCUCCAAACGAGAAGCAAUUUAAUCGACAUGGCGCCGCCGGCGCAAUCGCAUUCGCGGUCUCAUGCGUUACUGCUUCUCCAGAAAUUACUCAAUUUGCGGGAUAGCGCCAGCCCGCUGACAUUGGUUCUCGACACUCUGGAACAAAGUGCUAGGCCAGUGAUCCGCGAUUUCAUUACCAGAGCCAAGGUAUCGAAGAGCAGGAUCAUAUUCGUGUCUUUCGCCGCCUUGGGAAAGCCGGCAGAGGCAGAUAUCCUCGUGAAAGCGCGGGGCAAAUCCGCCGAGGCGCUCCGCUCUGAGAUCGUCUCGCAUUACCCCCUUUCGGCUUCGGGCCACGCCCUCAAAGUCUUGGUGAUCGUGGAUGCCCUCAACCCCAUCGCGUCCUCCGCUCCGUCGCAGCUGGCGCAUUUUCUAUCCAGCCUCAUCACCCCUGCCGUCUCGUUGGUAGGAGUCUACCACACGGACGUACCGCUGGUUCUUCCCAGGACCUUCAAUGAGUACGAGCCGCAUCCCCUGACGGUGCUAUCUCAUCUUGCCACAGCAAUUCUUCGCGUGUCGAGCUUGUAUCAGGCUGUCGAAUGCAGGCAGGCGCGAAAUCGAAGCUUGCAGGAGCCCGAAUGGGGUCUAAAGGAAGGUCGGGAGGGCGUCUUGAUCGGACUGAGAAGCAAAGGCACGACAAGAACUGAAAAUGGCCUCGUCUUGGAGAUGGAGAUUAGAAGGCGGAGCGGUCGCUCGGUGGCAGAAAAAUUUGUCUUGGUCUCGUCGCCGGAGAAGGCGGGGAAGACAGAGUUGGCAAAAUUAAUGCUCUUGUCUGAUCAUCCGCUAUUCAGGGAUUCGAGCGAUGCAGGCGAAGAUGUUGGUGGAGGGGGCGGCGAUGAGGGCGGCACGACUUUCAAUCUGGGAUUGACGGAAAAGCAAAGAAAGGACAGGGAAGGCAUUGUCUUGCCGUACUUCGACGCACAGACAGAUAUCGGAGCUGGAGAAGGCGGUCGUAUCUUGUAUGAAAUGGGUCGCGAGGACGACUUUGAUGAUGAAGAGGAUGAGAUAUAGACUCCUGUUCAAACGCCUCAAACCCAAUACAGUGGAUAGUCAUUGUCCGAUUUGACCACAUCGGCUAAGGGCCAUACGUAUGCUACACGUGAGAAGCGUAAGAGAAGCGACUUUUGGCGAGCUCGUCAAUACAGAUGCUAUCUGAGUAGAGAUCCCUCACAGGAAGGUCCUG